Pseudoliparis swirei is the source of this 5147-nucleotide messenger RNA. RefSeq names its product SEC24 homolog A, COPII coat complex component (gene sec24a). Gene Ontology annotation, molecular function: SNARE binding; zinc ion binding. Lineage: Eukaryota; Metazoa; Chordata; Actinopteri; Perciformes; Liparidae. The transcript has 25 exons. The record is from RefSeq and is a predicted model, not a curated record. Gene Ontology annotation, cellular component: endoplasmic reticulum exit site; COPII vesicle coat. Bases 465 to 3761 code for a protein of 1098 amino acids. Gene Ontology annotation, biological process: COPII-coated vesicle cargo loading; endoplasmic reticulum to Golgi vesicle-mediated transport; intracellular protein transport.
UUACUCCGACUAGGCCUGUCGUCACUCACCUGUCGGUUGUCGAACGGGGUUUCGGUAACAGCCAUGGCCGAGUGAUCGCCUUAAGCAGUCGGCUUAUUCGCUUUUUUAAGACAUUAAGAGACGUCACCUUCACCUUCACCAUCACAGGUUUGAACGUUUACCCAGAAAGCCAGCUCGCUAGCGAGCUAAAGACGCAGCUAAGCUAUUAGCCGACCCGAGCACACCUCUCUAAAUUAGGUCCCGGUGUCUGUUUUCAAGAUGUCAACUGCGGGGUUUAACUCCCAGAACGGGACGGGGACGGGACAGACAUAUGCAAAUGAAGCUGCCAAAUCCUACAAACUGCACCUUUAUUAAGGAGUGACGUGUCGCUCUGCAAUUCCUCUGGUCCGUCACAGAAUCCAGUUGCCCCGCAGCAGCUGCCCGGCGUGGGCUACGGCGCGCCUCACCAACCCACCUACAACGCCAUGCAGGCCAAAGCCCCCCCGACGCCCGCCCACCCUGGACUCUACCCCUCUGGGCCGUACCAGCCCGUCACCCCGGUGUGCUCCUACCAGCCCGGCCCGCCGCACACAUCCUACCCGGCGCCGUCGGGCCAGUCGCUGUUGCCGAGGCCCCCGGUGGGCGGUCCUCCGCCCCACACCCCUCCUCAGUCCGCCAGCCCCGGCCCUCGGCUGCCCGCUGCACAGGCCACCCCUCCCCCUCCCGCCGUGUCUUCUAGUAGCUACUACGCAAACCCCCAGCAUCCCGUGGCGCCGGCGUGGCAGUACAACGCGGCGCCCCCACCGAUGGGGCCGCCCGCCACCGUGAACGCGCCUCCCCGCGGCCCGGCGCCUCGUCACGCGAACCCAGCUUCAAAUUCGACCGGACCGCCGCCGCCGUCAGUUUACAGCCCUGCACCUGCAGCACCGGCACCGGCACCGCAUCACGUGCCCCACGGCGGGCCGCAGCCACCGGGCCCGCGGAUGCCCCGAACCCCUCAGCACGGAUAUACCCAGCCAGGCACCGCCCCCCCGCCGAUGACUCCCAUGUCUCCCGACGCGUACCAACCCAACAGAGCUCCCUACGGCCCCCCGCCCACCGGCCCGCCACCAGCUAUGAAGCCAGCAGCGCCUCCUCCCAUUGGACCCCCGAUGGCCAAUGCCACGCCUCCACCACCCCGAGCAGAUGCUCAGUGCGGGGGUGCAGUGAACAGCACUCUGCCCCCCGCUGAGCACGACUGCCCGGAGGGUGAUAUUGAAUGUCCAGGCAACGGCCCCCCGGAUCCCAGCAGCUACAAUCAUGGGGACCACCACAUGGGUGUCCCGCCCCAGCAGCCCGGGACACCUGGUCUGCACCUGGGCCACUACCCCUCCCUCCCGCCCGGCUACCAGAACACCCCCUCCCCCAUGCACCCCGCCAUCCAGGCCGCCACGCAGCCUAACACCCAAGGUCCUCAGCCGUACCCGCAGCCACACGGCGGCCCGGGGCUGAGCCCGUCCCUGGCGUCCUUGAGCCUCCAGGCCAGCACCCCGGAGGCCCUGAGGGUGGUGAACCUGCUGCAGGAGAGGAACCUGCUGCCCCCGACCCCCAUCCCGGCCCCCACGCCCUGCCUCCAGCAGGACCUGCAGAAGAUCAACUGCCACCCGGAGGUGUUUCGUAGUACGCUGACCAGCAUCCCUCAGACUCAGUCGCUGCUCAAUAAAGCCAAGAUGCCGCUGGGCUUGCUGCUGCACCCCUUCAAAGACCUUUCGCAGCUUCCUGUGGUGACGUCCAGCACCAUCGUCCGGUGUCGGUCGUGCCGGACCUACAUCAACCCCUUCGUCUCGUUCCUGGACCAGAGGAGGUGGAAGUGCAACCUGUGCUUUCGGGUCAACGACGUUCCAGAGGAGUUCAUGUACAACCCGGUCAGCCGGUCGUACGGAGAGCCACACAGACGACCCGAGGUCCAGAACGCCACCAUCGAAUUCAUCGCUCCCUCAGAAUACAUGCUGAGGCCACCGCAGCCGGCCGUCUACCUCUUCAUCCUGGACGUGUCCCACAACGCGGUGGAGACGGGCUACCUGACGGUGUUCUGCCAGUCGCUGCUGGACAACAUCAACGCGCUUCCCGGAGACGCCCGGACGAAGGUGGGCUUCAUCACCUUCGACAGCACCAUCCACUUCUACAACCUCCAGGAGGGACUUUCUCAGCCGCAGAUGCUCAUUGUGUCCGACAUCGAAGAUAUCUUUCUACCAACACCAGACAGCCUUCUAGUAAACCUCAAUGAAUGCAAAGAACUCGUGCAGGAUCUGCUGAAGAGCCUGCCAACUUUAUUCGAGAAGACCAUGGAGACUCAGUCCGCCCUGGGCUCGGCGCUGCAGGCCGCCUACAAGCUGCUGCUGCCCACCGGGGGGCGCAUGUCCAUCUUUCAGACCCAGCUGCCCAACCUCGGCGUGGGGACCCUCCAUUCCAGAGAAGACCCCAACCUGCGGGCGGCGGCCAAGGACGUGCAGCACUUGUCGCCGGCGACGGACUUCUACAAGAAGCUGGCGCUGGACUGCUCCGGCCAGCAGGUGGCGGUAGACCUGUUCCUGCUCAGCUCCCAGUACUGCGACCUGGCGUCGCUCGGCUGCAUAUCCAGAUACUCGGCCGGCAGUGUCUACUACUACCCCUCCUACCACCACCAGCACACCCCCGCUCAGGUGGAGUGCUUCCAGAAGGACCUGAAGAGAUACUUGACCCGGAAGAUCGGCUUCGAGGCCGUCAUGAGGAUCCGCUGCACCAAAGGUCUGUCCAUCCACACGUUCCACGGGAACUUCUUCGUGCGCUCCACGGAUCUGCUGUCGCUCCCCAACGUGAACCCGGACGCCGGCUUCGCGGUUCAGAUGUCAAUCGAGGAAAACCUGGACGACAUGCAGGUCGUUUCCUUCCAGGCCGCACUGCUUUAUACGUCCAGCAAAGGAGAGAGGAGGAUCCGUGUCCACACCUUGUGUCUCCCGGUGGUCAACUCUCUGUCGGACAUCUUUGCUGGAGCUGAUGUUCAGGCCAUCACUGGACUGCUGGCUUGUAUGGCUGUGGACCGCUCCGCGACGGCCAGUCUGAGCGACGCCAGAGACGCGAUGACCAACGCGGCCAUCGACUCGCUGACGUCGUACCGGCAGUCGGUGCUGACCAUCCAGCAGCCCGGCCUGCUGGCCCCGGCCUGCCUCCGGCUCUUCCCCCUCUUCAUCCUCGCUCUGCUCAAGCAGAAAGCCUUCAGGACGGGAACCAGCACGCGGCUGGACGAGCGGCUGUUCGCCAUGUGCCAGCUCAAGUACCAGCCGCUGGUCUACGCCAUGCUGAUGAUCCACCCGGCGCUCUACCGCGUGGACGACCUGACGGAUGAGGGCGCUCUGAGCAUCAGCGAGCGGACCGUCCCUCAGCCCCGAGUGCUGCAGCUGUCGGUGGAGAAGCUCAGCCGGGAGGCGGCGUUCCUCAUGGACGCCGGCACGGUGAUGUAUCUGUGGAUCGGACGCCACUGCCCCCUGAGCUUCCUGACUCAGGUCCUCGGGGUCACGAGUUACGCCGCCGUGCCCGACAACCUGUACCUGCUCCCCGAGCUGGACACCCCCGAGUCUCAGAGAACCAGGGCGUUCGUGGGCUGGCUGAGGGACCAGAGGCCGUUCUUCCCCUCCCUGCUCGUCGUCAGGGACGAGAGCCAGCUGAAGCCCAGCUUCAUGCAGAACAUGAUCGAGGACCGGACGGAGUCGGCCCUCUCCUACUACGAGUUCCUGCUCCACCUCCAGCAGCAGAUCUCCAAAUAGUCUUCAGUGGGACUGUGGAGGCGAGGACGCUAAUCAGUGUGUGUGUGUGUGUGUGUGUGUGUACGUGGAGAGUGUGUGUGUACGUGGAGAGUGUGUGUGUGAGAGUCAGACACGAGGAAGCCUCUUGCUCCAUCUCCAGCUGCACCAUAUCUAUCUCUCUCUAAAAGAAAGACUCUCGCUCCUCGAUUUAAAGCCCGUGACGGACGGAGGGCGACGAAGAAUCGAUGCUGGCGCUCGUUAGUCACCGUUAUCUUUUCUCUUUUUAAACCGGCCGAAAGGGGGGGGGGCGGUCUUCAUGAUUUUUUUUUCGAAAGACAAAUAAUAGUGUAAGGAAUCCAAGCUGGUGACGGCGAGUGUGUGGUGAAUGAAUCGGUGUUUAUUCUCAUAGAACAAUGCUGUCUUACUGAGGUAUCGCUCAGAUACGGUCCAGGCAAACUGAAAGUGUGUGUGUUAGUGUGUUAGUGUGUGAGGGUGUGUGUGUGCUUAGGAAUGGGGUUCAAGAAGACAUUUGGUGUGUCUGCACUUGUUGUAGAGCGUCACAACUGAGCUCUACCAACUCUUCAUAUCGUACCUGAAGGACAGAACAUGUGCUUUUCUUUUUUUCUCAGUCAUUAUAAGUGUGCGUGUGCGUGUGCGUGUGCGUGUGUGUGUCAAAAUAAAUCCGUAGACCGCCAUCGCUGCGUUGAAUGUGUGGACCCUGCGGCGGGAAGUCGUUUUCAUUGGUCUGAUGUGUCCUCCUUUCUCCACCCCCUCACCCAUCUCUCUCUCGCUCUCUUUCGGACGUCCCUGUUCUGUCGGUUCAUUUCAUCGUCUUUUGUUUUCAGAUAAUCUUAAUAAUUUAUGAGACUCUCGAUCGGAUUGAUUUCUAUAAUUGCCUUGGACGGGGAAGUCACUUUUUAUUAUUAAACCUGUUUAAAUACGGACUCUAUAUAUGAAAUAUUUUAAUAUAAUAGGAUAUGGGAAAUUCUUUAACACGGACAUAACAAAGCCAUUGUGAUCUUUUAAUCAUGCUUAUUGAUACUUGUAUAUUGAAAAAGACCGCAUUAAAUAAAGUUGAAGAAAUGUUGCUGAUUUUAGUAGAAUUAUUAAGGUGAAACGACACGAAGGAAGUGCGGCGUUUGGGGCUUUUUAAUGUAGUUGUGUGUUUCGGCGAGUGAAGAAUAUGGACCAAUAAUAGUCAGUCUUCUCUGGACUGAGUGAAUUUAAGAGUUUUCUUUUCUUUAUUUCUUUUUGGUCUGAUUUCUUACACUUUGUAAUCUAUGUAUUAUAUAAGCAACGACAUGUAUUUAGGAACAGACGGAUAUGUUUUGGCCUUAAUGCACAAAAUUGUCUUUCAUUAAAAACAAAAAGAAGGAAAAAAAGAUGAAAAUAAAAAUAUAGCCUGUG